This is a messenger RNA of Guillardia theta CCMP2712, 447 nucleotides long. RefSeq lists its product as hypothetical. Lineage: Eukaryota; Cryptophyceae; Pyrenomonadales; Geminigeraceae. The transcript has a single exon. The annotation marks the transcript as partial. The record is from RefSeq and is a predicted model, not a curated record.
UGUCAACCCUGCCCUAGAGGAUACUAUGGAAUGACAUCUGCCAUCAGUAAUCAAUGUCAGAAAUGUCCUGCUGGUCAAUAUCAAGAUGAGCUUGGUUCAUCCACAUGCAUUUUGUGUCCGCCAGGAUUUUUCAGUGGCUUUCCUGGUUCUCCUCAAUGCUCGGCGUGUCCUGCCGGCACUUACAGCGAAGCGUCAGGACAGACAAAGUGCACCCCAUGCAUUGGCGGAACGUUCGCCUCGUCGUCAGGAUCUUCGAGCUGCAGCAAGUGCGGGUCAACACACUUCACCUACACCGGGGGAUCAACAUCAUGUACUCCAUGCCCCAACAAUACGAGGACGAUCAGUGACAGGGCAGAUGGAAUCAACAAGUGUGUCUGUGCUUUCGGAACCUACGACGUGCUUGGUCGGGCCGGGCAUCCUUGUUUCCCUUGUCCUCAUGGCGCGUAU